UAUCUGGGUAUUUGAAGUUACUAUGUUUUCAUAUAAAUUGCUCGGUUUCACUAAUAAGUACUAUAACUUAGUUCUGUCUAGAAAAUGCUCAGUUGCUCUAAAUAUAAGAAAGACAGUGUUCAUAUCAAGUUCCAAAGACAUUUUCACAAAUCUUGCUUUAGAAGAUUGGCUGUAUAAAAAUUAUGAUUUUAAAAGUCAUCAUGUGUUGUUAAUGUGGCAAAGUGACCCUUGUGUAGUAAUUGGUAGACAUCAAAAUCCUUUCAUUGAGGCUAACAUAGCUGAGUUAAAAAAUAUUACAAAGGAUGGUGUAAGUUUAGCUAGGAGGGAUAGUGGAGGUGGAACAGUAUUCCAUGAUAAUGGAAAUUUAAACUUAUCGUUUUUAUCAACACAUGAAUGCUACAAUAGGAAACAUAACUUAGAAAUUAUAUCAAGAGCAAUUUUGAAAGAAUGUGGGUUAAACAUAGAAAUUAAUAAAAGAGAGGAUCUAGUCCUUGAUGGCUGCAAAGUGUCUGGAACUGCUUCAAAGUUGGGACGACCAAACGCUUAUCACCAUUGCACAUUAUUAAUAAAUGCAAAUAAGGACGAUCUAUCAAGAUCAUUGGAAAAACUUGACUUGAAUAUUGAAACGAAUGCCACACAAUCUGUUCGUUCGAAAAUAAUGAACUUGAGUGAAAAAAAUCCGCAAAUUUCUAUCGCAAAUUUGAUCAAAACAAUUGGUAUAGAGUAUAUGCGGACUCCUGCAUUCCAGGGAAAAAAUAAAGCCGUCUACCCCAAUAUUCCUCAAGGAUUUAAGUAUAUAAAUCCAUCUGAGGGUGAAUUUCCUGGUUUGAAUAAAAUUAAAGAGCAUUUUUCUAGUUGGAAGUGGAUUUAUGGAAAAACGCCAAAAUUUGUUGUCAAACAUGACGUUCCACUUCCUAAUUUGGAUACUUCAGGUGAAAAAUGCGUAGCAAUAUUGACUGUAGAAAAUGGGCUCAUCUGUAAAAUUGAGUUUGUGCUUCCUAAACUUCUCGACGGUUUGGAUAUCGAUGAAAAUGUUGACAGUCAGCUAAAAAACAGUGUGUUUGAUUUGGAUACCUUUAUUGUUCUGCAAAAAAUAUUCGACGAAGCCCUGAACAACAAAGUUUCUUUUGUAGUAUAAUAUACCUCACUCUGCUAAUAUUAUUUAAAAUUUAUUUGACCCAUUACAAGAUGUUUUGGGAGGUGCAAAGUUAUUCUUUCACUUCAAAUGAGUGCUUUUCUUCGAAAUAUGUAUAAUGAUAUCCAUAUUUUCCUUUUUUUUUGGUGUGAAAAAGAUGUGCCUAACUUCAAAGAGAAAUUUCUAAAUAUACAGAAAUUAUAAAUAGUUUUGUGGAGUUCCAUGCAAAAUAGAUUUUAAAAAAAUGGUAAAUUUUAGAUUAGUUUCAGUGAGAAUAAGUUAAUAAUGAAAAACUUGUGUCACAAUAUGCUGAAUUUUAUUUGGUUUUUUUAAUUAAAUUAUUUUAUGUUUUUUUGUUGGAUUGUUUUAAUAGUUGUUUAUUAUUAUUGUUAUUUUCUUCAAGUGUUUUAUUGUUUGAAAAUUAAAAUUGGGAUACUGUUAUAUUCUGAUAAUGUUAAUAAUCUCUACAUGGAAAUAACGAAGUUGAAAAAAAAUAAAUUAAAAAUGAUGAA
Molecule: messenger RNA, 1647 nt
Organism: Coccinella septempunctata (seven-spotted ladybird)
Lineage: Eukaryota; Metazoa; Arthropoda; Insecta; Coleoptera; Coccinellidae
Product: lipoyltransferase 1, mitochondrial-like
Exons: 1
Coding region: 23-1138 (371 amino acids)
Biological process (GO): protein lipoylation
Cellular component (GO): cytoplasm; mitochondrion
Molecular function (GO): lipoyltransferase activity
Source: RefSeq, a predicted model, not a curated record